CACUAAUGAAAUCAACAUUCGCCAAACCAUCACCUGUCUCGUGCUUCCCAAUGCUGUCAUGUCCUCGCUUGUAGGCAGUCACCCACUCUCCGUUAUCAAGAAUGCCCUUAGCCUUCUCGUCCUUCUCGACUACUAUGAUACCUCUAAGCUCCACGACAUCUCGAAGGGCACCACCCUCACCACCACUCUUUACUAUACCACCGGCAAUGCCCUCAACGAUCUCGGCUUCAUCAACAUCACCGACCUCAAGGGCAGCAAAGUCAGUUUCGGCUCUGCUGCAACUGGAUCCAAGCUCGACUCUACCUACACCAAAAGCGUCAAGCAGAUCCCCUACAACAUCUCAAUUCUGGAGAUCGGUGCCCCAAUCAUAGCUCAUGGGAUCCUUACGGCUCCUACUCCCUCCGCCGCUGACGUCAAUGACACUGCCCUGCUCGAGAAGCAUGGCUGCAAACCUUUUGUUUUACUCAUCCAAAGCUCUAGAGUUCUCAAGGUCUACCAAUCAGCGAUGGCUAAGGGUUUGACGGUGUUUGCGCCAUGAGGCGUUCAAAGGCCCUGGCACACCGGAUCUUAGUAAGCUAACGAACGCUGAGGUAGUAACAUUACUGUAGUACC
This is a messenger RNA of Telopea speciosissima, 612 nucleotides long. RefSeq names its product fasciclin-like arabinogalactan protein 8. The transcript has a single exon. Lineage: Eukaryota; Viridiplantae; Streptophyta; Magnoliopsida; Proteales; Proteaceae. Bases 59 to 538 code for a protein of 159 amino acids. Gene Ontology annotation, cellular component: plasma membrane. The record is from RefSeq and is a predicted model, not a curated record.